AUAAAAACCCCUCCCCUUGCACACAACACACAUAAAACUCUGAUAAUUGCGUUGCCGACUAAACUCUCCCUACCAUGGCAGGGGCAUCGGAUGAGCAGAUUCCCGCCGAUCAAUCUUCUGGCGUCGCAAGUCUGUCGCUGGAUCCUUCUCCAUCGGUCUCGCUCCAGUUGACGCUAGAGGAGCGAUUCGCCUUGGUGAGGAGCGUAGGGGAGGAAUGUAUACAAGAGGAGGAGCUGAUGAAUCUUCUGGCAAAGAAGCCGAUUCCGGUCUGCUACGAUGGAUUCGAACCAUCUGGGAGGAUGCACAUCGCGCAGGGUGUUAUGAAGACAAUCAGUGUGAAUAAGCUGACUUCAGCUGGGUGCACUGUGAAAAUUUGGAUUGCUGACUGGUUUGCACAGUUGAAUAACAAGAUGGGCGGCGAUCUCAAGAAAAUUCAAACAGUUGGUCGAUAUCUCAUUGAAAUAUGGAAAGCUGUUGGAAUGAAUCUUGACAAGGUUGAGUUUUUGUGGUCCUCAGAGGAAAUUAAUAGUCGAGCACAUGAAUAUUGGCCUCUAGUAAUGGAUAUAGCACGGAGAAAUACACUUCACAGGAUAAUAAGAUGCAGUCAGAUAAUGGGACGAAAUGAAAAAGAUGAAUUGACUGCAGCUCAGAUUCUAUAUCCAUGCAUGCAAUGUGCUGAUAUAUUUUUCCUGAAGGCUGACAUCUGCCAAUUAGGCAUGGAUCAGAGGAAAGUUAAUGUACUUGCAAGAGAAUAUUGUGAUGAUAUCAAAAGAAAAAAUAAGCCCAUCAUCUUGUCCCAUCAUAUGCUUCCGGGUUUACAGGAGGGGCAGGAGAAAAUGUCAAAAAGUGAUCCUUCUUCCUCCAUUUUCAUGGAGGAUGAAGAGGCUGAAGUAAAUGUGAAGAUAAAGAAGGCUUACUGCCCUCCAAAGGUUGUGGAAGGAAAUCCAUGCCUGGAGUAUGUCAAAUAUAUUGUUUUCCCAUGGUUUGGUCAUUUUGAAGUUGUGCGACAGGAAGAAAAUGGAGGAACUAAGGUGUACAACAACAUGGAAGAAUUACUUGGAGACUAUGAGAGUGGGGCAUUGCAUCCUGCAGAUUUAAAGCCUGCUCUUUCAAAAGCACUUAAUGUCAUAUUACAGCCUGUACGCAACCACUUCAAGAAUAAUAGUCAGGCAAGGGAUCUACUAAAAACUGUGAAGGCUUACAGAGUCACCAGGUGAUUAUUUCAAAGAGAUUGGCUGCAGCGUGGAUUUAUAAAUCAUGAAAGUCGUGUUCUUUUCACAUUUGAGAAAAGUUGAUAUUUACUGGUCCAUUGCCGACAGUUUAUAUUUUUACUAAUUUAAUCGGAGGCAUUUCUUCAGUCAAGACAAAUUUUCCUCAAGUACUUGUUUUCUACAUUUCAUGUGUCAAGUUUUCCGGGAUUUGUAGUAGCAUAUUAUGAAUAUUAAUCUGCUUUAGGGCACUUUAUUUUCCUUAGAAA
Messenger RNA from Zingiber officinale, 1477 nucleotides. Its product is annotated as tyrosine--tRNA ligase 1, cytoplasmic-like. The transcript has 10 exons. NCBI's taxonomy places the organism in Eukaryota, Viridiplantae, Streptophyta, Magnoliopsida, Zingiberales, Zingiberaceae. Gene Ontology annotation, molecular function: tyrosine-tRNA ligase activity; ATP binding. The coding region runs from base 75 to 1217 and encodes 380 amino acids. The record is from RefSeq and is a predicted model, not a curated record. Gene Ontology annotation, biological process: tRNA aminoacylation for protein translation.